AUGGAAUGCUCCCCUCCCAAACGCCGGGAAUAUCAUGAAACUGCAACAGAGGCAGACCGUAACCAAGCGCUUUCGUUCGUGACCCAUGCCCCCUUGGUUUUAAAAUCUCUCCUUCAUCCUGGCUGCCACCGUCCUCAGGUUCCCGUACACCUUGCCCGGGGGCUUGCCCAGAAUCAAGCUGACCACCGACUCGCGGGCCAUGUGGAUGUUCUUGAAGCCGCCCAAGAUGUGAAUCUUGGAGUCGGCGAGCACGAUUCUCGUCCGGCUGGCGUUCUCAAUGGCAAACUUGGUCUUGCCGUCCUUGCCGGCGAUGCGACCGAUCGCGCGCGCUUGGCUGUCUCCGUGCAUGGUCCUGACAUCCUUAAUCUCGAAUGUCUCGAUGUAAAGGUCGUCCAGUCGCAACAGAGCGACGGCAUCGUCCACCUCGAAGCCAAGGGUAAACGCCUUGACAAAGUCCUCGCCCUUUUGCAGCGCCCCCGUGUCGACGGUGUGCUUCGACGUGCGCAGCUCCACCGUCUUGCGCUUAAUGUUCAUCCGGCACUGCAGCUUGAGGUGCUCGACGAGUGGCGGGUAGAUGGACGGCCACGCCUGCUUGAGGGGUGUCAUUCGGUGCGGCGGGACGGGGAUCUUGCGAGUUUCCACUCUAGUCACAGGGUCCUGCAGAAUAGUUAG
This is a messenger RNA of Purpureocillium lilacinum, 672 nucleotides long. The record is from RefSeq and is a predicted model, not a curated record. NCBI's taxonomy places the organism in Eukaryota, Fungi, Ascomycota, Sordariomycetes, Hypocreales, Ophiocordycipitaceae.